AUGGCCUUUUCAUAUAAAUUUGAAUUAUUGGACGUUAUUGAUUGCAAAGAUAAAAAGGUACGAAAGGUGCAAAAUGAAGACGAUGAUGAGGAAGAAGAUUCCGACAGUGAUUUCGAGGAUUUCGUUGAUGAGGAAGAAGACAACGACGAAGACAGCGACGAUUCUCCUGAAGAGGAUUACGAACUGUUUUGCCCUAGUGAUGUAAAGAUUUCACAUGCUUGCAAAUGCGUUCUUGUUUCCGACGAUAACAUUGGAAGAAUUUUAGUAUUGGAUUUACAAACGAAACGGUAUUUGGACACCAUUGAUUUACCUUAUAAGGUAGCCUUCAUGUUCGUCCAGGAAAAUUAUGAUGGAGACAAGAACGAUGCUCUUAUUUUGAGUGGCGGAGAUCAUUGUGUGUACAAGUAUGAUCUUAGAAAAUUGCUCCGCAAUCCGAAUUCUUGUGAAUAUAUUUGGCGUUCUGGCUUUCCCAACACGAAAGAUAUGUUCAAUUUACCGAGAGGAUUGGCCAUGUACAGCUAUCAUCUUCCAAUUGGCCAGAGCACUCCAUUAAGAAAGGAUCAGAUUUAUGUCUGUGAUUAUAGGCACAAUGAGGUGAAGAUUCUAUCUGCAAACAGUGGAGAUUUAGUAGAUUGCAUUUCUCUUUCGUUUUCUUAUCCCUAUGGAAUAGACAUUACAAGGGAUGGGCAUUUGGUUGUGUGUGAAACCGUUGGAGAAGUGAUUGAUAUUUUAGCUCAUGACGAGGAUCAAACAUGGAAAUUGGAGAAAGACAUUGGAGGAAGCGGUACAGAGGAGCUUCAAUUUAGAUUUCCAAGCAGUGUAAUAGUGGACAAGGAGAGUCAAAAUUUAAUUGUGUGUGAUACAAGAAACUGCAGGUUACAAGUCAUCUCACCAGAAGGCCAUUUCCUAAAGUCGAUUGGAGAUGAACAACAAUCAUCACAACAACAGUCCGAUUUUGGACGUCCAGUAGCUGUCUGCCUUAAUGAGAGAAACGGUGAAUUAUUGGUUUGCGACAUUGCUCAUUCAAAAAUACGAGUUUACCGAUAA
Molecule: messenger RNA, 1047 nt
Organism: Naegleria fowleri
Lineage: Eukaryota; Heterolobosea; Eutetramitea; Acrasida; Naegleriidae
Exons: 1
Coding region: 1-1047 (348 amino acids)
Molecular function (GO): protein binding
Source: RefSeq, a predicted model, not a curated record